AUGACUAGACACUUCAGACAUUACCUGAUAGCAAGGAUAUUCAGCGUUAGAACUGACCAUCAGGCACUCACCUGGAUAAAGCCAGUGACGGGGAUCAAUCGUUCAUUUGCACGCUGGUACGUAGAACUGCAGCAAUAUGACUUUGCGAUUCUAUACAGAAAAGGGAAUGCUCGUAGUAAUACGGAAGCGCUAUCCCUCAGACCGACUGCAGCGGAUUUAAAUGACGUUGUGGUGGGCACCAUAUUUCCGAGCCACCCCACUAAAGACUUCUGGCUAAAUACACGGAGUACCGAUCCUGACACUGCUCUGAUGCAUGAGAAGUUCCCGACAUCCUCUUAUAAGCUCACAGCGGAAACGACGAUGCUUGCCGGUAGGGAGGCUAAAGGGAUUUGGCAAGAAUGGUCAAAACUCUCUCUGGGGGAUGAGGUUUUAUAG
Echinococcus granulosus is the source of this 435-nucleotide messenger RNA. Its product is annotated as Retrovirus-related Pol polyprotein. The transcript has a single exon. NCBI's taxonomy places the organism in Eukaryota, Metazoa, Platyhelminthes, Cestoda, Cyclophyllidea, Taeniidae. The record is from RefSeq and is a predicted model, not a curated record. Bases 1 to 435 code for a protein of 144 amino acids.